Molecule: messenger RNA, 582 nt
Organism: Synchytrium microbalum
Lineage: Eukaryota; Fungi; Chytridiomycota; Chytridiomycetes; Synchytriales; Synchytriaceae
Exons: 7
Coding region: 1-582 (193 amino acids)
Source: RefSeq, a predicted model, not a curated record
AUGGACAUCUCAGAUAGUCUCCCACCUAUGCCAAUACACUCCCUUAAUCAUUUUUCUCGAGAGACUCGAAACGUUCAACGUUUGAGUGAUUUCUACAAGAAUGUACUGGGUUUCAUCCAACUAUCACGCCCACCAUUCGAUUUCGAGGGUACCUGGCUCGCCAUUCCAAACCUCUACAUACCCACUCCUCAUGAUCCCAGCAACAUGAAACACCCAUCUGCAACAACCGUCUCGCUACACAUUAUGGAGCGUUUGGAAGACAGGAUCCCGGUUAAUGAUUCCGUGUUUGGUGAUUGUGGGAAAUGGAAGUUUGAAACUGGUAUGCCAGAUCCAGUCAAUAUUGGUCGUUCGCAUCAUAUUGCUUUGAGGACUGAGAAUAUGGAGACCGUAUUGAAGAUUCUGGAAGCAAGGAAGAUUCCGUAUAAUCUGAGAGUCAUUCCUGGAUCUGGUGGUGUGAGGCAACUAUUCUUCUAUGAUCCUGAUGGAAAUGGUGUUGAAAUUGGUGAAUUCGCCUUCCUCCAACCAGCUUUUCAAAAGGACGAACUCGUUGAUUCCAAGAUUGAUUUGACUGCCAUGAAUUGA